Molecule: messenger RNA, 1194 nt
Organism: Rotaria sp. Silwood2
Lineage: Eukaryota; Metazoa; Rotifera; Eurotatoria; Philodinida; Philodinidae
Source: the annotation of a GenBank genome assembly
AUGACUAAACAUAAUAAUGAAAGUAGAAUUUCAAUAGAUGGUCAAUUUAUAUGUCGUCCAUCGAAUCAAUCUUGUUCAUUUAUUUAUCAAUUACCUGAUGUUAUUUUACAACGUAAGCGUGAUCGAAAAAUACCAUAUGCAGAAACAUUUAAUGGUAUCAUACUUUUUGCUGAUGUAUCAGGUUUUACAGAAAUGUGUCAAAAAUAUAGUAGUGAUGUUCAACGUGGAGUUAAUCAAUUAGCUAAUGCACUUAAUGGUUAUAUGGCACCAAUUGUUGAAGCCAUAUUAAGAGAAAAAGGAGAUGUUUAUAAAUUUGCCGGUGAUGCUGUACUUGGUUUAUGGCCAUUUCAAAAUAAUUCUAUUGAACAUAAACGUGAACAAGCAAAAAGAGUUAUAUCUUGUGCUUUAUAUAUGAAAAAAUCUUUAUGUGAUUAUAUGACACCAAUUGGAACUGUUUUAAAUAUUAAAAGUGCUAUUGCAAUGGGUUCUUAUUCGAUAAUAUUUCUUCGUGGAACUACUUCAGCUUGUUCAAAACUUCUCGAUGAGUAUGGACUAAAAACACAACCGUCAAUAAAAAAUACGAAUUCUUAUUCGGAAACUGCAAAAAAAAUGAAUUCUGGAAAACAUCAAUCGACAAAUUAUAUAACUAAAACAGGAUUAACUGAAGAAAUGAUCGAACAUUGUCGAACUAAUCUUGUUAAUUAUUAUGUUUGUUAUGGUAGUGCUGUUGUGAGUGCUAGAAAUGCUGAACAUGAAUGUAAGUCUCAAGAUAUUAUUGUCGACAUGGCUACAUGGUUACUUCUUGAUUCGGAUUCAGAAUAUAUUCAUGAAAAAUUUACUGCUGAACAUGAUGAUGAAGACAUUGAAAUUCCAUCACGUUCUUCAAAUCAUCAAAGUGAAAUGAUCGGUCAAGGUCCAUCAAAUAUAAUUGCAACAACAAUUAGUAAACGUCUUACACCACCCAAUAAAAAUCGAGAAGCUGUUCCUAUAAGAAAAAUACUUUCUCAUUGUAAGAAUAUUUCCACAAAGAAAACAAUAGUUUUUAACAAGCAAUUAAAUUUUAAAGAUAUUCGACUUCAUGGUCGUCGAAAUGAUAUUCCAAAAGAUAAUGAUUUAUCUGAUAGUUAUUCAAUUAUGUCUGCAGAUUCGAUAGAACCAAAUGAUAGUAAUGAAGUAUUAAAAAAACCUNAUUAG